Molecule: messenger RNA, 1107 nt
Organism: Rhizopus microsporus ATCC 52813
Lineage: Eukaryota; Fungi; Mucoromycota; Mucoromycetes; Mucorales; Rhizopodaceae
Exons: 6
Coding region: 1-1107 (368 amino acids)
Biological process (GO): mRNA 3'-end processing
Cellular component (GO): mRNA cleavage and polyadenylation specificity factor complex
Molecular function (GO): mRNA binding
Source: RefSeq, a predicted model, not a curated record
AUGAAUCAAGCAUCAAGAGGAUCGCGUGUUGUAUUCGUUGGAAAUAUUCCUUUUGAGCUUUCGGAAGAACAACUUAUUGAGGUCUUUAAAGAAGUGGGCCCAGUCGCUUCUUUUCGCUUACUGUUUGAUCGUGAGACUGGUAGGCCAAAGGGCUAUGGCUUUUGUGAAUUUUAUGAUGCUGAAACAGCAGCAAGUGCUGUACGAAAUUUAAAUGAUUAUGAAAUCGGAGGACGUCAAUUGAGAGUUGAUUAUGCAGCAAUGGAUGAUAAUCAUCAAAGAUCGGGUCAUCAAGGUAGACAUCACCAUCCUCCCGUUCAACAAGCACCACCUCCAUCCAUGCCUCCACCACAACCUAUGUCAAUGCAACCACCUAUGCAGUCCAUGCCGAUGCAACCACCCAUGCAACCACCCAUGCAGCCUCCAAUGCAACCUCCAAUGCAACCACCCAUGCAAUCUUCAAUGCAGCCUCCAAUGCAACCUCCAAUGCAAACCCCAAUGCAGCCCUCAAUGCAACUUCCAGUGAAUAAGUCUGUAGUAGGCAAUGCAUCUGUAGAUGAAAUCUCAAAAGUUUUAGCUUCGAUGAAUGCUCAAGAUUUAUUCACGUUGAUGAGCCAAAUGAAGCAAAUGUCCUUUGAAAGGCCUGAAUUUACCCGAGAAUUUUUAGCAGCAAAUCCACAAGUGGCAUACGCACUAUUUCAAGCUAUGCUAAUGAUGAAUAUAGUAGACCCUAAUAUUAUUACACGCAUCAUGACAGCUAAUCCUGCAGCAGCACCCGUCGCACCUCCAGUUCAACCGAUUAUUCAGCAACCUCAACCGGUUCAACCAACUAGACCAGCAGUGAUAAAUAGCCCGGUUCAGCCUGUGCCUGCAGCAAUCCGUGCACCUCCACCACCUCCUGUUGUUGCUCAACCAGAAGUACCACAAGAUGAAACAGAACAGCAAAAGGCACUCUUGAUGAAGGUAUUACAACUUACAGAUGAGCAAAUAAAUGAACUCCCACCACAGACAAGGGAUCAAAUUAGACAAUUGGUAAAUAAAAGAGAAAACUAUGAAUACAUAUUUACUGAAUCUCUUUUUGUUUUCAUAUACAAUAGAAGGCUCAAUUGA